UGAGGGGCUCCUCGGUAGCCUCGGGAGGUGGAGCGGGGAACGGAGUUGUUCGAGAAGAAAGUGGCGAGAAGCUUGAGUGGACUAUUCUGCGUUGAUUAACGGAGUUCUGCUCACAACGGAAGUAGGGGGGACAAAUAUCAUGCGAAUUGGGCCGCUCGCGGAUCAAUGUGUGGAUGGAUGAAUACUAGAACCGCCCUAAAAUCGGGGAUCGUGUCGACUGUUAUUUGUUGUCGGAAGCACGUGCGCUUUUAGCCAUCGAACGGAGUAUAGAACCUUUCUCGCGUGAGAACUAUUUAAUAUUUUUUGAAUGUAAUUCCGUUGCUCCUCGGAUCGAAAAACUGCGCUGGGCUCUGAAGGCAUGUGUUCGUUGCUGGAGCCUUAUGCCACGCUAGCCGUGGCAGGGGAGAUGAAGUCCGCCGGGGGACCACUGUUCUCCGCCGGCCCUUCUCUGGAUACAGUCCUCGCGAGUGUUUCCCCAUCCUCGGUGGCCCUACUGAAACUGGAAGAUUCGCGUCCGUCGCGAUACUGGUUCACCAAACCGACGACUCCCUUCACAACAACCGCUGUCUGGGAUGCCACAGCUGGCAAAAUCGUCUCAGCGUCACACGGAAAGGUCCUCGCGUGGACAAAUUCAGAGAAAGCCACGCCCGCCCCCGUGGCAGAAUGCCCGUCAGACGUGCUCAGUUUGCUGCCCUUAGAAACGGGGCUGGUAGUAGUUUGCAGAAACGGUCUCGCGUUCCGACUCCACUACGACCGACCCAAUUGGAGUGUGCAGAUUCCAUCGUCGAUCAAGGGCAACUAUAGUUGGGCGGGUUCGCUGAAUGAGGGUGACGUAGCUGUGCUCUCGGAAGACUGUAAAAGCGUCGUUCGUUUCCCGGUUGACGACGCUCCGUCUAGAGUCGUCGUGAAAACCCCGGCGAAAUUCACCAUAGCGGCUUGCUGUAUACACGAGGGUACGCUAUUCGCGGCUAACAUUCAAGGGAAACUGCUCAAGAUGCGAGAUGGAAACUUCACACCUACGAAAAUCGACCUCAAAAUGGAGAAGAACCACCUGACAGCUAUACUGAGCUGCCAGGAAAAUUUGCUCAUCGCCAGUGAAACGAUGGUCUCUCUGUGGGAUGCAAACUUCGGAUUGGUGAAAAACACUUUGAAGAUUUCUUUCACUCCGUGGACGAAUAAGUGCGUUGUGCUGAAUAAUCGAGCCUUAUUCGCAAGUUCAUCGCUGAUGGUCUUGCCAAUCAAAAUUCAGAAAUUCUCCCUGGCCGGUCUCGUCGGCUCGAAGAAGAAAUCCGAGAAGAAAACCCCAAUUUGCGUGGAUGUUUGCGAGUCAGUCGCCGCUAACGUGUCUUCGUGGUCGGUCGACGAUGUGCAGAAAAUCAUGCACGAUAUCGAUGACCUCUCUGAGCAAUUGAUUGUCAGAUGCUGGAAGAGAUUGCUGGAACUUGGCGAUCCGACUCAAAACUCGAGGCCCCUAUAUAAAUUGAUCAUUUCUCGGCACAACUGCGAGGAACUGACUCCUGUACUCCACGAAUAUCUUUCGCUCGAGGAAGUACAGAAGUCGAUUGAUUUUGUCGCUUGCUGCAUGGCGGACCUCUCGCUAGCUCAAGUGAGUCGAGGCCUGCUAGAAUCAUUGAUGGACUGGGCGUGCCAUCUAGUCGAUGCCCACCGGAACGCUUUGAAAGUUAGUUUACGAGCUGAUAAUGAUGCUUCGGAGACUUGUCUGCUGAAACUGAAUCAGAGUGUUUUGCGGGUUCAGUUACUGACGGAUGAUCUGCAAAGUUGUCAACAUAACAUCAAAGUGUUUCUAGGCAAAACCGACAAAGUCGUGGCUCCGCGGGAGAAAUUGUAUUGGGUGGAGCCGUUCGAUUUUUUCAAUAAAAGUUGA
Molecule: messenger RNA, 1885 nt
Organism: Galendromus occidentalis (western predatory mite)
Lineage: Eukaryota; Metazoa; Arthropoda; Arachnida; Mesostigmata; Phytoseiidae
Exons: 2
Coding region: 359-1885 (508 amino acids)
Biological process (GO): maturation of SSU-rRNA
Cellular component (GO): nucleolus
Molecular function (GO): RNA binding
Source: RefSeq, a predicted model, not a curated record